GUUACACAAAUACAUAAAGGAAGUUUUCGCUAUCGCUUUUUUAUUGUAUUUCAUCAUCAUUUUAUUUCCUAAACCUAUAGCUAGCUAACUAACAAAGUUUCAACCAGUAGUAAAUGUUAAUUCGCCAUCUGAAGAUUUACCAAAUAAUAUUGUUUCAAAGGAGACCUACAAUACACAACCUUAUCUCUCUUCCUCGUGAACUUUACAAUACAAUGUCUAAUGAGGAAAGUUUGAGUGAGAUGAGCAUUAAAGAAGAGGAACAAGUUGUCAACAUUGAGAAUGUCGUAGCUAAAGACAAUAAAGGAAUCGACUAUGAAAAGCUAAUAAAACAAUUUGGCAGCAGUGCUGUUUCGCAAACUCAAAUAGAGAAGAUAGAAAGAUUAACUGGCCAAAAGGCUCAUCGGUUUCUUAGAAGAGGAAUAUUUUUUUCUGAAAGAGACUUAGACUUUAUCAUAUCAAGAGUGGAACAAAAUAAACCGUUUUUCUUAUACACUGGGCGUGGUCCUUCUUCAGAGGCCAUGCAUCUAGGUCAUCUUAUUCCAUUCAUAUUUACAAAAUAUCUACAAGAGGCUUUUAACGUUCCGUUAGUUAUACAACUGACAGACGAUGAAAAGUUUCUCUGGAAAGAGAAUCUCACAGUGGAGGAAGCCAAUCGACUAGCAUACGAGAAUGUGAAAGAUAUUAUAGCUUGUGGUUUUGAUAAAGAAAAAACAUUCAUAUUUUCCGACAUGGAUUACCUCGGAAAAUCGAGUGCGUUCUAUCGAAAUAUCUUACGCAUACAACGAUGUGUUACAUUCAAUCAAGUACGAGGAAUUUUUGGUUUCGGAGAUAGUGAUAAAAUAGGUAAAAUAGCAUUUCCUGCUGUCCAAGCAGCCCCAAGCUUUAGUUCUUCGUUCCCACAUAUUUUUGGAGAGAAAAGUAGCGUGCCGUGUCUGAUACCAUGUGCUAUCGAUCAGGAUCCUUACUUUCGUAUGACACGUGAUGUUGCACCGCGAUUGAACUACUUGAAGCCAGCGUUAAUACAUUCGACAUUCUUUCCAGCUUUGCAGGGGGCUAAAACUAAGAUGAGCAGUAGCGUUUCAACUUCUUCCAUCUUUCUUACUGAUACUCCGAAACAAAUUAAAAAUAAGAUAAACAAACACGCGUUUUCCGGUGGCAAAGAUACGGUGGAAGAACACAGAGAGAAGGGCGGUGACGCCACUGUUGAUAUCUCGUAUCAAUACUUGACAUUUUUUCUCGAAGAUGAUGACAAACUGGAACAAAUCAGAAAGGAUUACACAAGUGGUGAAUUACUGACAGGAGAGCUGAAGAAAGAACUUAUCACGGUGUUACAACCCAUAGUAGCUGCUCAUAUCGAGAGAAGAAAGAAUGUUACUGAGGAUAUAGUAAAAGAAUUCAUGACACCCAGACCUUUAAAUUUUAAUAAAGGAAGUUAAGAGCACCUUUGAUUUUAUUCUUGUACUUAUUUAAACCUUUUUGUGAUCCAACUCCUUUUUUUGGGUAUGAUGUUGAAAAUUUGGAAUUUCUCAAAUAAUUGUUUAAUUUUCGAACUCUGUUUUCGCGAAAAUUCCUGGAAAGGGUAAUUCACGAAUUUUUUUGUUCUUUUCUCUUGUUUUUUCUUCGGAUUUUUUUCCCAUUUUGUAGUUGAUUAAAAUAAUGGCAAACUAAAAGAGAAAAAAAUUAAAUUUCAAAAAAAUAUACCAGUUUCGCCAAAAAAAAGUUUUAUUCGCAAAAAGAAUGCGCGAAAUAUUCCCAUGAUCUGCACAAAAUAUCCUAAUGACUGUUAAAAAUUACUAUAACCUCGCGAAAAUAAAUCCGCGCGCAUAGUGAGUCUCUUUUUUUAGGCUUCACGACUUUUAUAAUAAGAUGUCACUUGUAGUGUGCUUUUAAGUAGUAUUUAUAAAGUAGAUAUAAAUUAAUUUUAUUUAGGUAUUACAAAUUAUCUCGAAAAUAUUUCUGUAUUUCU
This is a messenger RNA of Hydractinia symbiolongicarpus, 1966 nucleotides long. Its product is annotated as tryptophan--tRNA ligase, cytoplasmic-like. The transcript has 10 exons. The record is from RefSeq and is a predicted model, not a curated record. Gene Ontology annotation, cellular component: cytoplasm. NCBI's taxonomy places the organism in Eukaryota, Metazoa, Cnidaria, Hydrozoa, Anthoathecata, Hydractiniidae. Gene Ontology annotation, biological process: tryptophanyl-tRNA aminoacylation. Bases 114 to 1436 code for a protein of 440 amino acids. Gene Ontology annotation, molecular function: tryptophan-tRNA ligase activity; ATP binding.